AUGAAAUAUAGUGAUAAAAAUGGACUUAUAGUUGCAGUAAUUGGUGAUGAGGAUACUGUUGUUGGAUUUUUACUAGGUGGUAUUGGUGGUCAAAACGAUAAUAAAGUGGAGAAUUUUUUUAUUGUUAAAAAAGAUACAGCUCCAUGUGAAAUUGAAAAAGCAUUUAAUUCAUUUGUGGAAAGAAAUGAUAUUGGCAUAAUUUUCAUCAAUCAGAAUAUUGCUAUCCAAAUAAAAGAAGUAAUUGAUAAUCAUAAAAAAAUUAUUCCAGCUGUUCUAGAAAUUCCAUCAAAAGAAGCACCAUAUGAUCUAUCCAAAGAUUCUUUUGUUAACAGAGCAAGUAAAUUUUUUCCCAUUGAAGAAUUUAUGUAA
Molecule: messenger RNA, 369 nt
Organism: Strongyloides ratti
Lineage: Eukaryota; Metazoa; Nematoda; Chromadorea; Rhabditida; Strongyloididae
Product: V-type proton ATPase subunit F
Exons: 2
Coding region: 1-369 (122 amino acids)
Biological process (GO): proton transmembrane transport
Cellular component (GO): proton-transporting V-type ATPase, V1 domain; membrane
Molecular function (GO): proton-transporting ATPase activity, rotational mechanism
Source: RefSeq, a predicted model, not a curated record